Messenger RNA from Chanos chanos (milkfish), 849 nucleotides. RefSeq names its product selectin P ligand (gene selplg). The record is from RefSeq and is a predicted model, not a curated record. NCBI's taxonomy places the organism in Eukaryota, Metazoa, Chordata, Actinopteri, Gonorynchiformes, Chanidae. The coding region runs from base 1 to 849 and encodes 282 amino acids. Gene Ontology annotation, cellular component: plasma membrane. The transcript has a single exon. Gene Ontology annotation, biological process: leukocyte tethering or rolling.
AUGAAUAUAACUGUCACGUCUGGAAGUCCUACCACUUAUAGCCCUAAAAAUGCAUCUUCUGAGGGUCCCUCGAGUUCUCAGAACUCAUCCGUGGUGGUUCCGAGCAUAUCUACCGGGCCAAAAAACCAACCGGUGCUAGAACUUAAGCCGGCCCAGGAUUCAAAAGGAAAUGAAAGCUCUGGAGAAAUUUACCAUGCUACAGGAACCGAAAGAUACAGUCACAUACAUUUACCAACGGGUAAUGAAAGUUCUGAACGUCCUUCAGAUAGUGAAACAAGAGGCCCUACGCCCACACGCGGCAUCUCAGAGAGACCAAGAGAGUUAACCAACAAGCCUGCCACUCUCGCUGGUUCGCGUGUAUCUAAUGAUGUCACACGCGUGGUUCCUGUGACCUCAAAUGGGUCAACCUCAUGGCGGUCCACCGGCAGUUUGACAACUCACGCUGUUACUCUCAAACCUACUCGAAACUCCAACACCCGGCACAAAGAUCACCAUACCCGAGACAGUAAAGGCCAUACGUGCCCGACGUCACCACCGCAGAAAGACACGCUGGUAGGGCGGUGCUUGGUCGCCAUUGCCGUGCUGACCGCUUUGGCAACCACCUUCCUCAUCAGCACCAUCAUCUUAGCCGUCAAGCAGUCAGGAAACCAGUUCAGGUACAAGUCCGACCUGCUCGUAGGGACCGAAAUGGUCUCCAUUUCCACACUGAUUAACGAUAACGAGCAUCCCUCUGCCGAGAGGCAUAAACAUCCAAAAAGCAAUGGCACUCUGAUCUCCAGUCGAGAGGACAGCGAUGGAGAUGACCUCACACUCAACAGUUACCUGCCAGAUGCCGACUGCGCUUCCUAA